AUGCAGAAUAACUUCAAAAUGUUGCGGUCAAUGAUGAAUGUGAACGGAUGGGCGCUCUUUGUUCUUGUCCAUUACUUCCAUCUCAUGCUGCACAGCCACAUAUUAUGUCCCGAUCACCACACGAUUCCAUUCGUCCUCAUUGCUUGUGGUAAUGCCUUGUUGGUGGUUGCGGGAGAGCAAAUGCACAAUUGGGUAGUCAAAAAUGGUUUGGCUUUAGCGGAUGGUCAUUUAGGGCCGUUAAUCCGAUUCUCUGCAAAGUGUCAAGUUUUGGAGGAUGCUCGGAAGCUGUUUGGUGAAAUACCUAACAGAGAUGUUGUUCAGUGCAAUGUACUUAUUAGUGGGUAUGUCGACGUGGUUUGGCUUUGGAAGGUUGGAAAUUUUUUUAGGGUAUGUUGGUAUCUGGAAUGGAGCUGCUGA
This is a messenger RNA of Ilex paraguariensis (yerba mate), 417 nucleotides long. NCBI's taxonomy places the organism in Eukaryota, Viridiplantae, Streptophyta, Magnoliopsida, Aquifoliales, Aquifoliaceae. The record is from the annotation of a GenBank genome assembly.